AUGAUGGAAUCAGAGCAUGGCCUUGAACUGCUGCCAACUGAUAUAUUCGUCACGCUGUCUGCCUAUCUGCAAUGCAACGAACUGCAGAAAAUAUCCAUGCUUUCGAAGGCAAUGAGGUCUGGACUCGAGGGUACGAGGAUGAGAAUCAUCACUGCAAUGUCGGUGCAGAUACAUACUGUCUUGCUAGAUGUGCACAAAGCAUCUAGUCCCGUCCCCUUGACGAGACCACCAGGCUCACGUAUAAUAAUCAAAGACAAGAAACUCGCUCAACACCUCUUCCUGAUGCAAUGGCAAAAGAUCUUGGACAAGACUCGACCUGCUCUCAACACAUUCAAAACCAAGCUCACUGAAGCCAGCUCAGGCGAACUCAACCCUGCACUAGUGGAACGUCUGGCUGUAACGUCCAUGCUCUGGCUGCUCUCCAUUGGAUCCAAUCAUGGUUCCUUCAACCUCACAAGGAUAAUAUAUAGGAUGCUUUUAGGGAAUAAUAAUAAGCCAGCAACGUCUUCGGUUAAUGCUACAGCUGCUAGAGGUCUCGUUAGUGACAAACUACCACUCGCUUUGCAACCACAAACUGUAAUGGUUGCCUGCUUGAUACUCGCUGCUAAAUCACUCGCGGCGCAAAUCGAAGAUGUCGUGGUUACCAAAGUGAAUACUGCCGGAGAUGGGAUAUUAGGUAUGGCUUCGCUGCUGGUGGCGGUAUCGGGCUCCCAGAAGGUUCUGGAUGUGUUGGACGUCCAGCAUGAAAAUGAAUUACUUGACCUUCUUGAUCUGAGCUAUGCGGAUAAUCUAGAACCACCUACUGGUGUUCGUGAUACAAUCACUGGAUAUGUUUGGAGAACACAUGUCAGUCUUUGCACUUCGACUUCUGAGGUACAAGGGAUGACAUACUCCAACUUUGGCGUGAUGCUGAGAGUCGUAGAUCAGAAACUCGCCAUGCCACCAUGUGCAUUCAUUGCCCGCAACCUUGUCAUGUAA
Synchytrium microbalum is the source of this 978-nucleotide messenger RNA. RefSeq lists its product as uncharacterized. Lineage: Eukaryota; Fungi; Chytridiomycota; Chytridiomycetes; Synchytriales; Synchytriaceae. Bases 1 to 978 code for a protein of 325 amino acids. The transcript has 3 exons. The record is from RefSeq and is a predicted model, not a curated record.